This is a messenger RNA of Cyclocybe aegerita, 396 nucleotides long. The record is from the annotation of a GenBank genome assembly. Lineage: Eukaryota; Fungi; Basidiomycota; Agaricomycetes; Agaricales; Hemipholiotaceae.
AUGUCAGAAAACGGCCAGAAAUUUACUCCCAAGGAACAGGAGGCGAUUGCUUCCUUCGAGGAAAUCAUUAACAGUCGCGGGCCCUCUGGAAUGGAGAAGCAAAUUGCUGAAGCACGCCUACAUGAUCUUAAGAAAUCCAAAGAACCAGAGCCACAUAAGCACAAGCAAUGUAUCCAACGAGAAAGCGAAGAACGAGGUGGAUCAGAGUACAACAUGUUCCGCAACGACGAGGCGUUCGAGCGGUAUGAGAUGGGCGGACAUCAGCGCGACGAACCAGGAAACAAAUGGGACAAUACGGCGGGGAAGAAUUAUCACAGUGUUAGGAUGAAUCACAAGGCGAGGGGAACGGCGAAGCAAAAAGCGGAGGAAACUGCAGCUGAAGAUAUUCAUGUUUGA